AUGGUGAAGGGAAGGAAAGUAGGCUUGAAGAUGAAUUUGAACCCACCAUUCUUUCCAAUAAAUACAAAACUAAAAAAGAUAUAUGAGGAAAGCACUGGUCCUCCCCCAACAGAUGAAAUCAGUAUAGAAGAGGAGAGUAGUUGGAUUCUUCAUCAACUUCAAACAGGUGUGGUAUUGUUUGGCAAAGGAGGCAAUAGAACAAUCGAAGAAGGGCAUGACCUGGCAACAGUUAAGGAUGACAUCAUGCGGUUUUUAGAAUUUAUGCAUGUCCAGAAAUUAGAUGUACCAUUUAUUUCUAUGUAUAGGAAAGAGGAGUGCAUGAGCCUUUUUAAGGAUCUAGAGCCACAAGAUGACAAGGAAAGUGAAAACAAAUCUAAGAAAAAACCCACGCUGAGGUGGCACUAUGUUCUUUGGGCUAUAAGGAUACAUUCUUGUGUUAAUCUGGUUUCAUCAUGUACAAGUUUGUAA
This is a messenger RNA of Lactuca saligna, 468 nucleotides long. NCBI's taxonomy places the organism in Eukaryota, Viridiplantae, Streptophyta, Magnoliopsida, Asterales, Asteraceae. The record is from the annotation of a GenBank genome assembly.